CAACGGUUCCUUCCUUCUGUUUUUAGCCUCUCUCUCUCUCUCCAAUCUUGGUUUUUAAUUCUCUCUCCAAUCUUUUUUUCUCUCUUUUUGUUGUGGGGUUAAUUCCUCUUUCUUUGGGAGAGGACUCUAAUCCGAAAACCGCCAUGAGGGUUUUCAUUUUCGGGUUUUUCUUGAUUCCAUUGGUUGUUUCUCCGGCCUCCGCCGAAUUCUUCUUCCCCAACGUCACCGGCAUACCGCCGUCCCGUCUCCUGAAUACCACUCGCAACCUCUGGGACGCCUUCCGGAAUUUCACCGGCUGCCGCCCCGGCGUCGAUGGCCUCUACAAGCUUAAACAGUAUUUCCAACGCUUUGGUUACAUCCCGGAGAAUUUCUCCGGCAACUUCACCGAUGAUUUCGACGAUAUCCUCCGACACGCCAUCGAGAUGUACCAGAGAAAUUUCCGGCUAAACGUCUCCGGAGAACUCGACGAGCUCACCGUCAGACACCUCGUCAUCCCACGUUGUGGCAACCCCGACAUAGUCAACGGCUCCUCCGCCAUGCAUGGCGGGAAAAAAUAUGAGGUCAACUUCGCCGGCCGUCGCGGUCAACGUUUCCACGCCUUGAAGCGCUACUCGCUCUUCCCCGGAGAGCCGCGUUGGCCGGAGGAUAGGCGACAGCUUACCUACGCGUUCGACCCUCGAAACGCUCUCACGGAGGAGGUCAAGGGCGUUUUCGGACGCGCGUUUGCGCGUUGGGCGGCUGUGACGAAGCUGACGUUCACGCGCGUUGAGACGUUCCCCGACUCAGACAUCACCAUCGGAUUCUACACCGGCGAUCACGGCGACGGCGAACCGUUCGACGGCGUUCUCGGAACGCUAGCUCACGCGUUUUCGCCGCCGAGCGGGCGUUUCCACCUGGACAGCGACGAGAACUGGGUGGUUUCCGGUGACGUCGGAGGUAUCUUAUCGAUGACGUCAGCUGUGGAUUUGGAAUCUGUGGCGGUUCACGAGAUCGGACAUCUUCUAGGGUUAGGACAUUCCACGAUAGAAGAUUCGAUCAUGUAUCCGACAAUCUCGACGGGACGGAGAAAGGUCGAGUUGACGAGGGACGACAUUGAUGGGAUCCAGUACUUGUACGGUACGAAUCCUAACUUCAACGGCUCAUCUCCACCGUCCACGCAGCAGAGAGAGUCUAGCGAUUUCGGCGGUGUUGGCAGAAUGGACGGUCCAAGAUGGAAUUUGAUCAGUCUCUCCAUGACCGUUGGAUUCGUCCUGUGGUCACUAUCGUAGAUUUAUAUUAUUCUUUUUCUUGAUUAUAGUUGGUUGGUUGCCAUUACGUUUUAUUAUUUUUAUUUCUUUAUAAUAUGCUUAUUUUUUAGACAUUUUGAUUUAAAAAUUUGGGGCGAAUUUAUCGCACAUUGGUUUCUUCCUUUUACAGUUGUUUUUUUUUUUGUCCCCGUGGAUACUGCUGUAAAUAUGUUCUUUUUGUUUUGUUAAUAACAAAUAUGUCCUGCUUUAGAUAGGCAUAUUUUCAGCUA
Tarenaya hassleriana is the source of this 1516-nucleotide messenger RNA. RefSeq names its product metalloendoproteinase 2-MMP. The transcript has 2 exons. Gene Ontology annotation, cellular component: extracellular matrix. The coding region runs from base 144 to 1268 and encodes 374 amino acids. NCBI's taxonomy places the organism in Eukaryota, Viridiplantae, Streptophyta, Magnoliopsida, Brassicales, Cleomaceae. Gene Ontology annotation, biological process: collagen catabolic process; proteolysis; extracellular matrix organization. The record is from RefSeq and is a predicted model, not a curated record. Gene Ontology annotation, molecular function: zinc ion binding; metalloendopeptidase activity.